AUGCCAUCACUUGCUUCGAGAAUAGUCGAGCUUUGCCUCCAGUGUCAUAGCGGAGAAAUGGAAGCCAGACAACUGCUACAGCUUUCUGCACACAUUAAUGAGCCUGCAAUUCUUAAUGAAGUCAACCUUGAUGAUCUUCUCGACGAUGAGCUAAUGACUGUAAUCCUCUGUGAAACUAUCGCGGUUGAGAACCGUGUCACCUUCUUGGCAGCUGUGCUCGAGCGAAGGCCACAGAUCUCAGUAACCUCUGAUAUGUUAUUGAAGUUGGCUAGAAAUUGUGAUCAGCACUUCUUCACAACUGUAAUCCUCUGUCAAUGUAUGGGCUACUCGUCCUUCCCAGAUGAAUUGGAUGACAAGUUUAUAAGCGGCUUGAAUCGUUUGCUGAAGCGGCUGUCAUUUGGAAUUGACGAGCUGAUACCAGUUACUGCUCUGAGCGUGGACUUUAUGCAUAACCGAGACCCAGCGGAUUCAAUCAGAGUGCUUGCGAACAAAGUGUAUAAUAAAAUGGAUAUGAGAGCUCCGAAUCAACCAAACUAA
Molecule: messenger RNA, 537 nt
Organism: Strongylus vulgaris
Lineage: Eukaryota; Metazoa; Nematoda; Chromadorea; Rhabditida; Strongylidae
Source: the annotation of a GenBank genome assembly